AUGGGAAACUACAUUUCUACCACAUAAAAACCCAAGUUUUACUUUUACUUAGCAAUAGGAAUUCUGACUGUGUAUGUAGCAAUAUCUUAGAUCUAUGGGAAGAUGAACUAGAAUUAAAAUGGAGAAAAUGACCCCAACAAUUACUACGAAAAAUACGGAGAUAAUAAUUAGGGAUAGGAUUAAAAAUCAUGGAUAGUUGUAACAGGGGGUUCUGAUGCGUUGGGCUUAGCAUUUUGUGAGAGAUUGGCUACUCAAGGGUUUAAUGUAUGUAUUAUAGGCAGUGAUGAAAAGAAAAUCAAUGAAAAGAUCCAACUUAUCAAAGAGAAGAAUCCUAACAUACAAACUUACAUUGUUUUGUCAGAUCUGAAGUAAUUUUCAACCAUAAAAGACUACUAAGAGAUCGCUUUAAAACUGCAACAGUUUGACAUCGCUAUGCUAUUUAUCAAUUCAUCCUGGAAUAAUAUCGCUCCCCUUCAUCAAAUUCCAUUGAACUAGAUUGAAGAGUUAACAAAUUUUAAUACUUUGUAAAGCCUAUAUCUUACAAAAGCAUUAAUACCAAAAUUAUAGUCAAGAAAUCAAAAAUCUGCCAUAGUAUUUUCUUCUAGCUUCCUAGGGACUGUUGUAAUCCCGGGAACUCUGACUUAUAAAAUGAGUAAAAAAUUCAUUUCUGUGAUUGCUGAUAAUUUAUACAAGGAAUUAAAAAAUAAUUCUUAGAUUGAUGUGCUAUCAUUUGAAGCUUUUGCCAAGGAUUAUGACUACUUAAAAGAUAUAUCAGAGAUUGAAGAAUAAGAGGAAUCUAAAAACUUACUUGAAGAGCUUAAGUUUAUAGGAGAGGAUCUCCUGAGAUAGAUUUAGGAAACUCCAGUGAUAAAAAUUACUAGUAAAGUGAUGAAUGGACAUAAUAAUAGAACCCGAUAGAAAGACCUUUGCUCAGGCUUUGAAGGCUCUCAAAAGAAAAUAGAGGAAAGUCUAGAAUUAGAUUUUGGCCAGGUUGAGAGACUUGAAGUAGAAGUUAUUGAUGAGCCGAAACAAGAAGAAGUGAUUGAAGAAAAACCAGAAGAAUAGAAUGAAAUCUUUGAAUAAGAGUAAUAACAAUAACAGCAAGAGGAAGAAGGUCCGCUUCAGUAAAGUCCAGAGGAAUAAAAUAAGGAGGAAAUUGAGGAAUAUCAGGAAAAAUAGGAACAAUUGGAUCAAUAGGAAGCAUAAGAAGUUUAAGAAAUUCAAGAAAUUUAAGAAAUUUAAGAAGAUUAAGAAGUAUAAAAUGUAAAAGAAGAAGAGAUUGAAGAGGAAUAAUAAAUUGAUGUUCAAUAAUCAGAGGAAAAAUAAGAAUAGAUCAAAGUUGCAGAUGACGACAUCCAAGAAGAUGAUGACGAUGGUAUCCCUGAUGAGGAUGAAGAUGAUAAUAUUGAAGAUUAGGAGACAUCUAUUGUCAUUGAAAAUAAGAUUCACUCUGUGUAUAGUGGGUUCAGACCAAGAAGAAUGGAUACUGCUAAUAAAUCAUCUGGGUUCUUAUAGUUCUAAGUUGAAACAUCUGAAAUUUCUCUAGGAGGUGAUGAUGAUAUCGAUAGCUUUUUAGGUGGCAAGAUUGAAUUGCCCGUUGUUGAAGAGCAACCAAUAAUAGAAGAAUAGCCAUUAAUAGAAGAGCAAGCUAUAAUAGAAGAAGAAUAAGCUUAAAUAGUUGAGGAGCCUGCCGAGGAGUUAUAAUUGGAGGAAGUGUAGUAAAUCUAAAAAGAUAAACAACAAGUCUAAUAAGAAGAUUCUUCAUUGUAAUAAUAAGAGUUCCCUAUUUUAGAAGAUUAGCAUUAAGAUGAAAAUUAAGCAAAUUAAGUAGAACUCCAAUUAGAUGAGUCAUAAAUUACUGAUCUAUUAACAUAGGAAGAGGUUAAAUUUGAGAUCGAAAAAUAAUUUGAGGAGGCAUAAGUGGACAAUGAAUAAAUGGAAAUUAAAUUAGAUGAAGCUUAGGAAGAUGUUGAAGAAAUUUAAGAAGUCUAGCCAGAUUAAGAAAAUACAGUUGAAAUCUCAUUAGAGGAAGUAUAAGAAUAAUUAUUAGAGGAUUAAAAGUAAGAGCAAGCUAUAGAAGAGGAUGAUGGGUAGCUUUAGUAAUAGAUUGAAACUCAAAUUUCAGAUUAGCAGAUGCCAGAAGAAUCACCUACUGUAAUUGAAGAGGAAGUGAAACUUCCAGUUGAGGAUGAGGAGAAAAUUACACCCAGAUCAUCAAUUAAAAGUGAAAGGGAAGAGGAGGAAGAAAAAUCAUCCUCAUCUAAAAAGGAAGGAGAAGCAGAUGAUUACGAUCCAAUUUCUUAAAAACUUAAGCAAUAACUUGGAAGUGCUUUGGCACUCGGUCUCAAAAGAUACAAAUCAAUUCGUGGUGAUACAGUAGAUGAGUUGGUCGAGAGUGUUGUCAACAAAUCUGACAUUUAGGUACCUAUUAUCAGAAUGAUGCAGGGAAAGUAUUUGAUAGGAACUGAGUCUAAGCUACUCAUUAUCAAGGGUGUCUCAGUUAUGGUUAGAAUUGGUGGAGGAUUUGAAAAGUUAGACGAAUAUAUAUAGAGAAAUCAGAAGAACGAGCUUGAUAAACUUAAGAAAAUGAUGAAUGACAAGAAAAAGACCUACAACUAAGUAAUGGUAGAUUUGCUCAAACAAUACUGUAAAGAUGAAAAAGUCGUAAAGAACUUCCUUAAGAAUAACAAAGAUAAUGGACUUUAAGAAAAAUAUAGCCCAAAGGUAGCUGUUUAAAGUCAGAAAUAAUAGGAAAAUACAAUAUCACCACUUCGUAACCCUAAGUAGGUAAAUAAAUAGUUGAUUAAGGAAGAAGAUUCAGAUUUGGAAGAGGAUUAUUGA
Stylonychia lemnae is the source of this 2841-nucleotide messenger RNA. NCBI's taxonomy places the organism in Eukaryota, Ciliophora, Spirotrichea, Sporadotrichida, Oxytrichidae. The record is from the annotation of a GenBank genome assembly.